Pelobates cultripes (western spadefoot toad) is the source of this 426-nucleotide messenger RNA. The record is from the annotation of a GenBank genome assembly. Lineage: Eukaryota; Metazoa; Chordata; Amphibia; Anura; Pelobatidae.
AUGCACCCACCUGCCUCACAACUGCUGAGCCAUCUACCCAAAAAGCAGCCCCAACAAGGGAGAAAAAAAACAAAAGUCCCAACUGCAAGGCAGGCCUCAAAAUGGCGACGGACCAAGCGGCGCACCCUACAUCAGCACAAGAAGCCAAACAUCUACGAGAAACACCGCCAGGGGCAUAAAGCACGACUGGAGAGCAUGGCCAUACAAGGGGUCCAGAGGAUCGCAACACCUCACUCCACUCCAGCUACAGAUACUGCAUGGAAGCCAGACUCUUCUAACAAUGUCUGGACACGGAGACCCACAAGGCCCUGCCAUGCUCCAAAACUGCGGGGUACCCCUGACAGGCAUCGGCUGAGCGGGGAGCCGGAGCACAUACCCCAGACAUGGACGCAUUACAGAGACUCACAAGCAGAAGACACCGGGUAG